AUGGACAAGCAGAACCUCCUCGGACUUCUCCGCCUUCAUAUCAAGCGAGGCAUCAACCUCGCCAUCCGGGAUUACAAGACCAGCGACCCUUACAUCAUCGUAACCAUGGGGCGCCACAAGCUCAAGACUCGCGUGGUCAAGAAGAACUUGAACCCCGAGUGGAACGAGGAGCUCACUUUGUCGAUGUUUACGUUGGACGAGCCUAUCCUUCUCAACGUGUACGAUAAAGACCACAUCACCAACGACGACCCUAUGGGGGAUGCAGAGAUUGACAUCAAGCCCUACGUGGAGUGCCUGAAACUGGCCGCGGAGCUGGAGAGGCUCCCAGAUGGGUGUGCGCUGAAGAAAAUCCAGCCCAGCAGUAACAACUGCCUCUCCUCCGAGAGCUGCUGCACUUGGCACGAGGGCAAAAUCGUCCAGGACAUGGUACUUAAGCUGAGAAAUGUAGAGUGUGGGGAACUUGUAGUGCAGCUUGAGUGGGUGAAUAUUCCGGGUUCUAAAGGUUUAGCUGCUGCUUAG
Molecule: messenger RNA, 519 nt
Organism: Argentina anserina (silverweed cinquefoil)
Lineage: Eukaryota; Viridiplantae; Streptophyta; Magnoliopsida; Rosales; Rosaceae
Product: protein C2-DOMAIN ABA-RELATED 7-like
Exons: 1
Coding region: 1-519 (172 amino acids)
Source: RefSeq, a predicted model, not a curated record